Messenger RNA from Astyanax mexicanus (Mexican tetra), 3281 nucleotides. It is a transcript of the gene p2ry1, whose product is annotated as purinergic receptor P2Y1. NCBI's taxonomy places the organism in Eukaryota, Metazoa, Chordata, Actinopteri, Characiformes, Acestrorhamphidae. Bases 450 to 1514 code for a protein of 354 amino acids. Gene Ontology annotation, biological process: relaxation of muscle; phospholipase C-activating G protein-coupled receptor signaling pathway; platelet activation. Gene Ontology annotation, cellular component: plasma membrane. The transcript has a single exon. Gene Ontology annotation, molecular function: ATP binding; G protein-coupled ATP receptor activity; G protein-coupled ADP receptor activity. The record is from RefSeq and is a predicted model, not a curated record.
CACAAACGCACACACACACACAAACAGAAGCACGCACACACACACUGCUCGCUGGAGCUGGGCACAGAGCGCGUGCAAGAGGGUGAGACAGUGUACGGCGCGUCUCGCACACAGUCUCGCGCCUGCCUGCCCGGUCCUACGUGUUUACGGACCCGUGUUUACGAGGACGGAGCGCGCGCACGGCAACGGACACCAAAACUGGACAUAUCUUAACUUUUUUUUCGCGCGCACGGACACAGAGGAAUUCGCACGCGGAGGAGAGCCAUCUCCAUUCACCGCACGAGGUCGGUUUCGGUUUGUUUUGCUUUCUUUCUUCUUUUCGUUGCACGAUGCCGUGAAGCGCGCGCUCGCUAGAACCAAUGAGCACGAGACUCCUGCACAGACAGAACUGAGCGUAAACAAGCGCGCACGCGCCUUUCCGCCGUCUCGCGCCUUUCUGCAACUUCACCAUGAACCCGGCGGCAGCGAACGCGACGGCGCAGUUCGCGAACAGCACGCGCGGCUGCUCGCUCACCAAGACGGGCUUCCAGUUCUACUACCUGCCCACGGUGUACAUUGUGGUGUUUGUGACCGGCCUGCUGGGCAACGGCGUGGCCAUGUGGAUGUUCGCGCGACACAUGCGCCCGUGGAGCAGCAUCUCCGUGUACAUGUUUAACCUGGCGCUCGCGGACCUGUGCUACGUGCUGUCGCUGCCCUUCCUCAUCUUCUACUACUUUAACAAGACGGACUGGGUGUUCGGCGACGCCACGUGCCGCCUGCAGCGCUUCGUCUUUCACCUCAACCUGUACGGCAGCAUCCUGUUCCUCGCGUGCAUCAGCGUGCACCGCUACUCCGGCGUUGUGCACCCGCUGCGCUCGCUGGGCCGCCUGGAGAAGCGGCAUGCGGUGCGGACGAGUGCCCUGGUGUGGCUCGUGGUGGCGGCGGGUGUCUCGCCCAUCCUCUACUACUCGCGGACAGGACUGAAACAUGGGGGGCUCACCACGUGCUACGACACGACCUCCGAAGAUGAGCUGCCAGGUUACUUUGUCUACAAUAUGUGCAUGACCGUCUUCGGCUUUUGCGUGCCCUUCACCGUCAUCCUGGUGUGCUACGGCUUCAUCGUGCGUGCCCUGGUGUGCAGCGGCGUGGACGGCAUGGAGAUGAGCGUGCCGCUCCGCAAAAAGUCAGCACGUCUGGUGGUCAUCGUGCUGGCUGUCUUCGCUGUCUCCUACCUGCCGUAUCAUGUGAUGAAGAACCUGAACCUGCGGGCACGCCUCUAUUUCCAGGGCCCAGACAUGUGUGCCUUCAACGACCGCGUCUACGCCACCUACCAGGUGACCCGUGGCCUGGCCAGCCUUAACAGCUGCGUGGACCCUGUGCUUUACUUCCUGGCUGGCGACACCUUCCGACGCAGGCUGUCAAGGGCCACCAAAAGGAGCAGCAGGAGGAGCGAGGUCACCGCACCGUCCAAGAGCGAGGAGACGGCACUGAACAGCCUUGCGGAGUGUGUGGAGAAUGGAAGCCGGCAGAUCUAAGACAGACAGAACAGAUAGAAGGUUCUCGCCUUCCGCUUUUGUACAGAUGCAGUGAUUGCGCCAUCACUCAGAGACACUGUGAUUGAAUUAGAGCAGAGUGUCUAAUGAAGGCCCUACUAGAAUUUCCUUGGUGUUAGAAAUGGCUAGCCCUUAUUACAUCAAUGCUAGGGAGAAAAACUGUCCGAGAACCAUCCAGGACACAGAGAGAGGAUGGAAGGCUGGGACAUGCUGGACAUUUCUGGAGGGAUCUAUCAAGGCUGUGGACAGUGGGUUAUGAAAGCCAACAUAAGCCUGCUGCUCUAAGAGACAGAGUGGUGGGAUGCUCCUUGGAGGUAGAAGGUAGCACCAGGCUGUGGUCAGAUCUCACUUUCAUCACUGAUGACACAGAUUCAUGUGAUGACAGAUUAAGUAUUUAAGGAAGCUGCUUUUUCGGACCGGGCACUGAAACGACUCCUCUAGACGUAGCCAUGGACAAAAGGGUGAAUUGCUGAGGGAUCCCAUACAAAAGCAAGCACUUUUGCAGCAGCUUGUAAGUGGAGUAUGUGAAAAGAAAUCUUUCCCCUGAGCAAGAAUGUGUGGUCAGUGUUGUAAGAAAUGUCAUGCCCACACUGUCAUCGUGUCUGUUUAGUGUCUAGUGUUUAAUGAAGGUGCUUCAUUGAUGGACUGUAUAGGUUGAACAAGUUCAGCAUCUCUGAACCUGAAGGCACAACAGUGUCUACGCCACCUACCAGGUGACCCAUGACCUGAAAAAGGCAGCAGCUCUGAAAUGCUUGAAGAGUCUUUAUGUCAUAUCAUUGCUCUGGACAGCAGGUAAUAAAAGCCAAUGGGAGCUAGUCACUUUAAUAGAGAGAGAAAGAGUGGUGGAAAGUCUCUGGUCAGUGGUCAGUUCUUGCCUUCCACUUGAAGCAACAACGACACUGAGUUUGUGACAUUAAUUUAGGACCAAGUGCUCACAAAGAGUGUCUUCAGAUGUUCUCCACAGACGCCAAAAUGGACAAAAAGCUUAAUAAGACUAUUCCAGAGCAAGAACUCUGCUGAGUUUGCUGGGGUUUAUAGAACAGGGUCCAUCCCUGUUGUUUGUGGAAGAUCCCAGUAUAAUAUAUGAUAAGGAUGUUAUAGAACAUUAACUCCAAGAAACAACUACUGCAAACCAGAGCAGGUAUUGAGUGUGUAAUGAAGGUGCUGCAUGGAUUUUAGGGGUUGAGAAAGUACAAAAAUGCAUUUCUUCAGAAGUGAAAAUGCCUGAAAAGCCUUGUUUAUCAUUGCUAUGGACAUCAGGCUAAAAAAUGACCCCAAUGCAUUUCCGUUUGACAGUAAUUAGGCUUUUAUGAGGUCGUCACAAGAUCUUCGUAAGGUGUCAUAACUCUCAAACAUCAACAAACUUCAUUCUAAUUGUUUGCCAUUGAACGUCUGAACCCUGAACCCUAGAAUGAGGAAGGAUGUUCCUCGCUGGCUAACAGGACGUGUAUAUGCUAAUUGCUAAUAAUUCUCCAUGUGAACAUAUCUUUUUCAUUGUACUGUAUUAUAUUUGCCAGUAUUAUAUGAGCAGGAUGACAGAAGCUGCUGUCUGGUGAUCAGUGUUCCAGUGAAAGUUUAACUGUAAACCAGUAAAGCAGAAGAAUCAUGCUCUGAUAGGCGCGCCAGCCAAUUCAUGUUAAAAUCGAUAACACAUCAGGUGGAGUGAGCUGAGUAGAGAGCGAUGUGGGCGUGCGUUUGCCACCCGAAUGCACUUCAUUUGUAGUACAAUAAAAAGAAAAGUGAGUAGAA